AUGCUAUAUCCUGUACCUAUAUCUGUCCCUCCUAGAAGAGUUCCUUAUAAAAUCAUAAAUAAUUUAAAAGAAGCUUUAGAUAGUAUGUCUAAACAAAAAGUAAUAAUAAAAUGUAAUAAACCUAUAUUAGAUCUUAAGGACGGAUUUUAUCAUUGUGAGCUUGAUGAAGAAUCUCAACAGUUAUGUUGUUUUAGUACACCUUUUGGUUGCUAUACAUUUUUAAGAUUACCUUUUGGACUGUCAGCAGCUUCAGAAAAGUUCCAGGAAAUUACUACUAAAUACUUUGGUAAUAUAGAAAAUGUAAAUGUUUACUUUGAUGACAUACUUAUAGCUGGAGAAACAAUAGAGGGACAUGAUAGAGCAUUAAAUUAA
Messenger RNA from Aphis gossypii (cotton aphid), 372 nucleotides. RefSeq lists its product as uncharacterized. The record is from RefSeq and is a predicted model, not a curated record. Bases 1 to 372 code for a protein of 123 amino acids. NCBI's taxonomy places the organism in Eukaryota, Metazoa, Arthropoda, Insecta, Hemiptera, Aphididae. The transcript has 2 exons.